This is a messenger RNA of Stylonychia lemnae, 309 nucleotides long. Lineage: Eukaryota; Ciliophora; Spirotrichea; Sporadotrichida; Oxytrichidae. The record is from the annotation of a GenBank genome assembly.
AUGGAAAUUAACAAGGAGUACAUUCCAUUUGAAGAACUCGAAGCUGAACAGAAAUAAAUCGAAAAUACUUUCUUGACAUUGAGAUUUACUCAGAAGGUACGUAAGGAAAUGAUCUCCUGCUUCAAGAGAUGCGGAGGCACAGUCUCCUAUCCUUUCAGAGUUAUUCCUUACUAGCUAAAUGGAUUAAAUAAUGUCUGCUUCGGAGAUUGCGUGAAUAUCAAUUUCGAGAAGGGACCUUACUUGAAGGAACUUGGAGAUGUGCCUGAGGAUGCAAUUCCCAAGAAGUUUAUCUGGCCCUCAGUUCAAUGA